This is a messenger RNA of Labrus bergylta (ballan wrasse), 1438 nucleotides long. RefSeq lists its product as uncharacterized. Gene Ontology annotation, molecular function: actin filament binding. Gene Ontology annotation, biological process: Arp2/3 complex-mediated actin nucleation. The record is from RefSeq and is a predicted model, not a curated record. Lineage: Eukaryota; Metazoa; Chordata; Actinopteri; Labriformes; Labridae. Gene Ontology annotation, cellular component: Arp2/3 protein complex; actin cytoskeleton.
CCACAGCCACUUCCUUCAGCUCAGUCCGACUGCACAGCUCCAUUCGUGUUGACUGCCCAGAGUCCACGGAUACAGCCCUGCACCUCUCACCACCACCUCCAAUCAAACUUGACCUAAAUAAUACAGCAAAGUCAAUCCCUGAUCUCAUUCUGAGACCUGCAGCAGCACAUAGCCGUGACUACAGCUACAUUCCAGCGGCCUUGUCAGCCUCUGUUCAGGCAUGUCACUCUACAGUUUUGGCCUUGAGCCGCUCUCCUGCCACACCUGGAACAAAGACAGGUCCCAGAUUGCAGUGAGUCCUAACAACAAUGUGGCGAACAUCUAUGAGAAGAAAGGCAAAGAGUGGGUCAAGAUCCAUGAGCUGACUGAGCACAGUGGACGAAUCACAGGCAUCGAUUGGGCCCCAGAAACCAACCGCAUAGUGACUUGUGCCUCUGACCGUAACGCCUAUGUGUGGACUCUGAAGGAUGGCACAUGGAAGCCCACCUUGGUCCUGGUGCGCAUCAACCGUGCAGCCAGCUGUGUGAAGUGGUCGCCACUAGAGAACAAGUUUGCCUUGGGAAGUGGAGCUAGCAUUAUCUCUGUCUGCUACUUUGAGAAGGAGAAUGACUGGUGGCUGAGUAAACACAUCAAGAAGUCUAUUCGUUCCACAGUCCUGAGCCUGGACUGGCACCCCAACAAUAUCCUUCUAGCAGCUGGGUCUGCAGACUUUAAUUGCAGGGUUUUCUCAGCUUACAUUAAGGACAUCGAGGACAAGCCUGGACCCACUGCCUGGGGGGCCAAGAUGCCUUUUGGAGAGGUGCUGCUGGAGCAUAAGGACUGUGGAGGCUGGGUGCACAGUGUCUCCUUCUCCCCCAGCGGAGACCAGCUGGCCUGGGUGGCUCACAACAGCAGCAUCGGUGUGUCUGAUGCCACCCAAGGAAAGGAAGUUACCCAGCUGACCACUAACUAUCUGCCACUGCUCAGUGUGCUCUAUGUCAGCCCCUCUGAGAUCGUUGCAGCGGGCCAUGACUGUUGCCCUAUCCAGUUUACCUACAAGGGUCCAGGUGCUCUAGAGUUUGUCAAGAAGCUAGACAUCCCCAAGCAGAGCUCCAAGACCAGCAUGUCAGCCAUGCAACACUUCCGCAACCUGGACAAGAGAGCCAUUGAAGAAGACAGUAAUGAGCUUGGUACCAUUCACCAGAACAGCAUCACGCAGCUGUGUGUUGUAGCUGGAGAGAAAGCCAAAGUGGAGAAAUACAGCAGUGUUGGUCUGGAUGGAGCCAUGGUGAUGUGGGAUUUUAAGCAUUAAGAAACAACCGGUUGUCACAGCGGGGGUGACCCACACUUCAACCACUCUUCAGUGGAAAAUACCUGCCAGUAGAUUCCUGGACAUGAAGAUGGACUUUAUGAUUAACUGUUAAACAAUGGUCAAUAAAACUACUACUGCAUAAUGUGA